This is a messenger RNA of Carlito syrichta (Philippine tarsier), 1495 nucleotides long. RefSeq names its product NGG1 interacting factor 3 like 1 (gene NIF3L1). The record is from RefSeq and is a predicted model, not a curated record. NCBI's taxonomy places the organism in Eukaryota, Metazoa, Chordata, Mammalia, Primates, Tarsiidae. The coding region runs from base 28 to 1161 and encodes 377 amino acids. Gene Ontology annotation, cellular component: mitochondrion; cytoplasm. The transcript has 7 exons.
AGGAGCGUUUCUGGAACUGGCUUCUGCAUGUUGUCAUCUUGUGUGCGCCUGGGUCCUAUGACAGCCCGACUUGUGGAUUCUCUGACCCGCAGUUCCUCCCGUUCCUUCAUGGAUUUGAAGGCUCUCCUCUCCUCCCUGAAUGACUUCGCGUCUCUCUCGUUUGCGGAGAGCUGGGACAAUGUUGGGUUACUGGUGGAGCCAAGCCCGCCACACACUGUGAACACACUCUUCCUGACCAAUGACCUGACGGAAGAGGUGAUGGAGGAGGCACUACAGAAGAAGGUAGAUCUCAUCCUCUCCUACCACCCACCCAUCUUCCGCCCGCUGAAGCACAUCACCUGGGCAACGUGGAAGGAGCGCCUGGUGAUCCGUGCGCUGGAGAACCGCGUGGGCAUCUACUCUCCCCACACAGCCUACGAUGCUGCCCCCCAGGGCGUCAACCACUGGCUGGCUAAAGGACUUGGACCUUGCACCUCCAGGCCCAUACGUCCUUCCAAAGCUCCCAACUGCCCCACAGAGGGAACCCACCGAGUAGAAGUCAACGUUAACCACAACCGAGACCUGGACAAAGUCAUGUCUGCAAUGAAAGGCAUUGUAGAUGUUUCUGUUACUUCUUUCUCUGCUAGGAUUGACGAUGAGGAACAAACACGGAUCAGUCUGAAUUGUACUCAGAAGGCUUUGAUGCAGGUGGUGGCUUUUCUCUCUCAGAACAAGCAAAUUUAUCAGAAGACUGAAAUUCUGUCAUUGGAGAAGCCUUUGCUUCUGCAUACUGGAAUGGGACGGUUAUGCACGCUGGAUGAAUCUGUCACCCUGGCCGCCAUGAUUGACCGAAUCAAAAGACACCUGAAAUUAUCUCAUAUUCGCUUAGCUCUUGGGGUAGGGAGGACCUUAGAGUCCCACAUCCAUGCUGUGGCCCUGUGUGCUGGUUCCGGGAGCAGCAUUCUGCAGGGCAUAGAGGCCGACCUUUACCUCACAGGUGAGAUGUCCCACCAUGAUGUUCUGGAUGCUUCUUCCCGAGGAAUAAGUGUCAUCCUCUGUGAACAUAGCAACACUGAACGAGGUUUUCUUUCUGACCUUCGAGAUAUGCUGGGUGCUCACUUGGAGAAUAAGAUAAAUAUCAUCCUGUCAGAGACAGACAGGGACCCUCUUCACAUAGUAUAACACAGAAACACCAGGAUAACAGUCUAUAAAUCAAUUGGGUCCCAACUAUAGUUCUUAACAGGAGUCUAUGGAGUUGCUUUCCUUCCAGGAGAGUGUCUUAGAAUGUGUUAUCAUUUCUAGUGUUUUAAUCUGGCUCACCAAAUGUCCUAUAGCUGUGUUAUUCCAUUUUGUGCUGCUAUAAAGGAAUACCUGAGAUUGGGCAAAUUAAAAGAAAAGAGUUAUAUUUGGCUUACAGUGCCAGCAUCUGGGCUUCUAGUGAGAUUUCAGGAAGUUUACAAUCGCAGCAGAAGGUAGAGAGGGAGCAGGUGUGUCACAUGGUGAGAGCAGAAGCAGA